ACUUCUCUUUCUCCUCUGUCUGUUUUCUCUUUCUCUUCCCUCUCCGCCUCUGAUAGUGCUCUCUCUCCAUCUCCUUUCUGCUUGUCUCUCUUCGUUUAAGAGAUCUGGGGAUACUUUGUUAAUCUGCUCAUUUGAAGUUCCUAUUAGAUGUCUUGAGGUCUUUCAGAUUUAAUGAAGCUGAAGGAUCCUUCAGAAAGGAGAAAACGACGCUCUGCAGAUCUUCUCAGUGUUUCGGUCUUGACUGUUCUCAUAAAAGGCUUCUAUCCUAGAAACGUUGUCAGAUAUUAUCAAAACUGAGUGCUUCAGUGGCAAUUAAUCCACAAUUGUUGAUUUGACACCCAACAAAAAUGGACAGGAAGGACACAUCAGGCUUUGUAAGUGGUGGUGGUCUCUUUAUCAAGUUUUCUUCUACAUUUGGUAAUGCUGCAUAUACCUCUGAAUAGGAUUGUGGUAAGGCAGUUCUGCUAGGGGUUGUUCUUCUUUUGCUACUAGUGCCCCCAGACUAAAACUCAGACUCGGUAUCUCCAGUUCAUUUUGCUUUUUCUCAUCAUAUGAUGGAUCUCAAUGUGACAAAUUUCCUAUUCCCCGGUAAUGGGGAGACCAGCAAAAAUGAUAACUUCAGUGAUACAGCUUUGUGCCUGGACUUUCUUGGCUAUGGAACAAAAAAGAUUUCCAGAUCUAGAGAUUCUGGUAACAACCAUUGCAAUUUAUCUGCCCAAGUUGCACCUGAUGAUGGUUGCGGGUUGGUACUUGGUUUAGGUCCCACACCAAGUUACUAUUGUGAUGAUUACCACCGUUAUGGGUCAGACAAAAACACUGGAUCUGCUAAUAUACUUGGAGAAAAGUUGUCUUCUGAUGGUGACUCUGGUAUCCUAAAACUUGGCCUUCCUCAAGGAACUGGGGAUGCCUUGAGUUCAGAUGAAAAUUUAUUUGCAGACCAGGGCAAUGUGAAUGGGUCUUUUCACCGAAGCCAAAUGUCUGCUGAAGAAAAUAGAAUUUCCAUCCCUAUCGUUGAUGAAGGUUCAACUUCAGCAAAGAAAUCUGGUGGAUAUAUGCCAUCCCUUCUACUGGCACCUAGGCAGUACACGGGCAACUUCCUUAUGGAAACCCAGUCACUUUUAGAGUUGGGAACCAGGUCCCAUCCUCCUCCAGCUCCUGUUCAGUUGAGUCCCGAGCCUUCGGUCAUCACAGACUCAACAGGAAGACGAUCUGAGCCUGUAACUAGUUUGACUUCUUCAGAACACAGGACCCACCAUCCUAAGAAGUGUAAGUUUGAUGGAUGUUCAAAGGGAGCACGAGGGGCAUCUGGUCUCUGUAUUGCACAUGGAGGUGGACAGAGAUGCCAUAAACCAGGAUGCAACAAGGGUGCUGAAAGCAAAACUGCAUAUUGCAAGGCCCAUGGAGGAGGGAGGAGAUGCCAGCACUUGGGCUGCACCAAGAGUGCUGAGGGGAAGACGGAUUUCUGUAUAGCACAUGGAGGUGGUAGGCGGUGUGGACAGCCAGGGUGCACAAAGGCAGCCCGAGGCAAAUCAGGACGGUGUAUCAAGCAUGGUGGGGGCAAGAGAUGCAAGGCUGAAGGUUGUACUCGUAGUGCAGAGGGACAAGCUGGAUUGUGUAUCUCUCAUGGAGGGGGACGCCGGUGCCAGUACUCAGGUUGCACGAAGGGGGCCCAGGGAAGCACCAUGUAUUGUAAGGCUCAUGGUGGAGGGAAGAGGUGUAUAUUUGCAGGGUGCACCAAAGGUGCUGAAGGGAGCACUCCCCUAUGCAAGGGUCAUGGAGGGGGUAAGCGCUGCCUAUUUCAGGGUGGGGGAAUAUGCCCCAAAAGUGUACAUGGUGGGACUGAUUAUUGUGUUGCGCAUGGUGGGGGCAAGCGUUGUGCUGUUCCAAGCUGCACCAAGAGUGCCCGUGGUCGAACCGACUGCUGUGUCAGGCAUGGUGGGGGAAAGAGGUGUAAGUUUGAAAACUGUGGAAAGAGUGCACAAGGAAGUACAGAUUUCUGCAAAGCGCAUGGUGGGGGAAAGCGGUGCACAUGGAGGCAAGGCACAUGUGAGAAAUUUGCUAGAGGUAAGAGUGGGCUCUGUGCAGCACAUAGCAGCAUGGUCCAGGAUCGUGACACAAGCAAGGGCGGUAUGAUUGGGCCAGGACUCUUCCGUGGACUAGUAUCAGUUUCAACAGUUGGGAGCAGCAUGGACAAUGGUUAUUCUUCUUCAGCUGUGAGUGCCAUCUCCGACUGCAUUGACUCACCAGAAAAUCCAGCAAAAAGGCAGCACCUACUACCGCCCCAAGUCUUGGUUCCUCUGUCUAUGAAGUUCUCAUCAUCUUCUGGGAUAUUGGGGGCUGAGAGGGAGGAAGGAAGAAGCAAUCAGGGUGGUGGAGCUAGGAGUCUUGAUUUUAUGGUUCCUGAGGGAAGGGUACAUGGUGGCGGUCUCCUGUCCUUGCUUGGUGGGAGUCUAAAAAACGCCAUAGAUGGGAUCUAACUUCUAAGUUGCAAUUUCAAUUGGCGUAUUUCAGACUUCAAGUGAUUAUUGUUUGGAAUUUGGAAUUAAACUGUGCAUAUUAUGGCUGUGUUUGUCCUAGAGUAGGAGUCCAGAGUUUGGUCCUUGUAAUUGAUGGGAGUGAAGUAUUAGUGUCAGUAUUGGGGAAGCAAAUUAUAAUGUAACCAUAAGUGUCAUAGUCUUUGAUUCUUCUAUACGCGUCCAAUGAUCCAAUCUGAAAUCUUUGGAGAUGGGACUGUGUACAUGGUUGUAAAUAAGAGUUGUUUUUGUACAACUCUUAAUCCCAUUUUCUGUCCAUGCUUACGUAGAUACUCACUCCUCUAUAAUGGUCGGAGAAACAAAGGAUAAUCUGGUAGUAAUCAUACUUCUAUGCUCAGUAAACAUUCCUAAUUUCCGAUUGCAAA
Messenger RNA from Nelumbo nucifera (sacred lotus), 2899 nucleotides. RefSeq lists its product as uncharacterized. The record is from RefSeq and is a predicted model, not a curated record. NCBI's taxonomy places the organism in Eukaryota, Viridiplantae, Streptophyta, Magnoliopsida, Proteales, Nelumbonaceae.